ACUUGAACAAAAAUUUGUUAUUGAAACGAGGGAUUUUUAUCUUACAAAUUAUCAACCAAGAUCAUCUCCUGAUUACAAGAAUAUCGUUCAAGCAAUAAUCACUCGUUAUCGUGAAAUUUUGAAUAAUCAAAAUUUUUCUGAAGUAAUUCCUGCAGCAUUAAUGUGUUAAUGUGAAAUGCUUCAUUUAUUCCUGUCGUUAACGCGUUUUUUUUUUCUCUAUGCAGCGAGAAUUUUGCAAACGUUUAUCAACUUCUAUUCAUAAUCAACGUGCCGCAAUUAGGCGUAGAGCCGCAGGAAAAAGAAGGAUAAGAAAAAAAAAUACUAUACAUGCAACAAGUUUAAUAACUGAAAUUAACUCAAAUGGAAACAACGAUCACGUACGGCUACCUAUUAGACAAAACAAGUUCUACAAGUCAUAAUGUGUUUCUUUUCUCUGCAGAUAAAUGAAAAUAUUGAAGAGCAAACAAUCGUGUUAAAUAAUGCAGAUGCAAUUAAUUUAAUUUUACGAGAACUUGAUGAUAAUGAAAAUCCAGAUAGUAAUAACAUUAGUAAUAAUGUUACGACGUUCGAUACCAGUACAACGGAAGUUAAAGAAUUUAUACAACGUUGUGGCAAUGAUUCGAGUUUUGAAAUUGUAUCAGAGCAAAAUUCAAAAGUUGAUGAGAGUUCAUUAGUACCACCUCCAUUAAUCUCCACUACCCGUUGCUUAUUGGCCGAACAAAAUACUCCAUAUUCAUCAUUUAAAUUUGCAUCAUCUAUGUCGUCAUCUUCACUUUCAUCAACAACAGCAGUACAACAACAAACAACCGGACCAAGGUUUUAUUCAUCAAUAGUAUUAGCCCCAACUCAAAUUACAGCAUCGAAAACUUCAACAGCACCUCAAGGUCGAAUUAUUGUCCGUUCUCUUGUACCAAAUACAAUUAAGCGAAUUAAAUUAGACCAGCAACGUCCAAAUGGUAAUAACCGAACAGUCACUGCACCUUCCACUCAGCAAAUUACUGAACAUCGAUUAUUAACAACAACCGAUAAUAGCGAAAAAGUUCAUUUUGUGUUUACAGACAAGUUAUCUGAUAGUAUAAUCGCCUCUUCGACACAACCAUCAACAUUAAGUAUUACAAAUGUUGAGUAUGAUCGUUUAACAAAUGAUUUACGUAAAUUAAGUCAAAAACUUAACAAGCAAAAAAACAGAGCUAUUUCCGAUGCGCAUUUAACUGUUUUAAAACAUGCACAACAAAUGACAUUUUGUACACGGCGUGAUUUAAUAAAAGGGAAUGAUACAUUAUCGUUAUCGCAAAAAUUACUGAUUUAUCCCGAACUUCUUGCCGAAGAAAUGAUACUUCUUGAAUUUUCAAUGUUAACAAGUCGGUUAAGAGAGGAUCAUCAACAGAAAUUUCGUAAUAUGUUGAACAAGUUAAUUUCUAAAUAUGAAAUACCUUCUACAAGAUACUCACAAAGUGAGAUUGAUUUACUUGCAAUAACUGCAGUAUGUCGAGAAAUGAAAACACCAUGUUUCAUUACCAAAGUAGGUUGUAAUAAUUAUUACUAGUAUU
Messenger RNA from Didymodactylos carnosus, 1550 nucleotides. NCBI's taxonomy places the organism in Eukaryota, Metazoa, Rotifera, Eurotatoria, Philodinida, Philodinidae. The record is from the annotation of a GenBank genome assembly.